Molecule: messenger RNA, 1680 nt
Organism: Puccinia graminis f. sp. tritici CRL 75-36-700-3
Lineage: Eukaryota; Fungi; Basidiomycota; Pucciniomycetes; Pucciniales; Pucciniaceae
Exons: 6
Coding region: 172-1533 (453 amino acids)
Biological process (GO): fungal-type cell wall biogenesis; carbohydrate catabolic process
Molecular function (GO): mannan endo-1,6-alpha-mannosidase activity
Source: RefSeq, a predicted model, not a curated record
AUUGACUUUUGCUGCCCUUUUUUCACCUAUGGGAUCAGUUAUAAUUCUUAACAAGACAUAUCCAGAUUUACUUAUCGGCCUUGACUCAUUCUUUCAAAUAAUCCAUAACACUUGGUUCUUCAACCUGAAAUCUGCCAAAAUCAACACCAUCAUCACUUCCGACAAAACAGAAUGAUUGGAUACAAUCUUUUGAUUAGCUUUCUAGGAAUAUAUUCAGUCCUUGGAGCGUCUUAUUCCCCCACUUUGGAUAUCAGCAACACGAAUCAACUAGUCAAUGCCGCAACUUCAGCCCUCAAGAAUCUCUUGACCUAUUACAGCGGCUCUGAUGGCUCGUUUGAUCAAGCUGAUACUCCGUGGCAUGAGUCAGGCAUGAUUUGGGGCAUGUUCAUGGACUAUGCACAAUACACAGGAGAUACCCAGUUUUCCGGUCUGGUCACAAGUGCUCUUGUUAAUUCAUCAUUCAAAACUGCCCACGACUUCCUCGGAGGUAAUCAGGGUCAGGUCGUUGAACAAUUCCUCGGGCGAUGGAAUGAUGACGUCUUAUGGCCAAAUCUCGCCGUGAUCGCUGGAGCUGAACUUUUCGGACCGAAAGCGCAAAUGGCGGGUGGAAACGGAGAUUGGAUCAGUCUAGCCACUAAAACUUAUGAUCAGGUGUGGGCUCAGGCUGAUUACAAGUGUGGAGGUGGAAUAUAUUGGUCAAGGAACCGGCAAUCCAAGGGUGGAAAUUACAAGUCUUUCAUCACUCAAGUGGAAUUCAUCUCUCAAGGCGCUCGAAAUUUUAUUCAAACAAAGAACGCCACGGCUUUUGAGCAAUCGAAAAUUAUUCUUGAUUGGACAACAACCUCAGGCAUCGCGAACCAGCAAAGUGGUGUUAUUUGGGAUGGUGUCGAAGCUGACGCCUGCGGAAAGUUUUCAACGUCUUUGUGGUCUUACAACUACGGACAAAUGCUUGGUUCUCUAGCGUGGAUGUACAAAGCAACUGGCGAAAAGAAAUACCUAGACAUGGCCACCCCAUACUUCGAUUAUGGCGCCCGUACUUUUGCUGGUUCAAACACAUCGGGAAUUAUUACUGAACAAUGCGAGGCCGACAAGACCUGCAACCGAGAUCAACAGGGAUUCAAAGCCGUUUACGCCCGCAACUUAGCAUACCUCUAUCGGAUUACCAACAAUCAAACCAUGAAAGCGCAGAUUCAGAAUAUGAUUGAUACCUCUGUCAAAGCUAUGGUUGAUAAAUCAUGUGACCAAGCCUGGAACUGCGGUGGAAAUUGGACACAAGAUACCCAACCCAUCAAAUAUGUGCGAUCCCAGCACGUGAGUGCUGCUCUUCUCGUUGCUGCCAUUGGGGUUCACGGAAAUCAGACAAAUGCUGUUUUUUCGAAUCAAGCCUCUACCUUCAACUCUACCGGAUCUGGAAGGGCUGCUGUUCAAAAUGCAAAAUCAGCGGCUCAAGCAGUAGUUUUUUCUUCUUGCAAGUGGAUCUUACCUCAAAGCCUCUUAGUUAUACUCCUAUCUCAAUGCAUUUUUUCGGCCUAAGGAUGACUCCUUUCAUUUGAACAAUCUCCAAUGUCUGUCCAUCAGAAUUGACAAAUUUGAAUAUUUCUUUUAUUUCUUCCUUUAUUAAUUUGAUGAAGAUAGUAAUUUGUGUAAAUUUUUCUUAUUUGGAAUCAAAUAAUAUCCGUU